AUGAAGAAGAUCUACAUUGGCAAAACCGGCCUGAAGAGCUACAGGGCCGGCUGUAAGCACCAGAAGAAAAGCUCUCUACAGGAGCAGAAGGAGGAUCUGAGGAAGCGUCUGUCCUUCACCACUCAGAAGCUGGAGCUGUUGGAGAGUGAGUUUGACUCCACGCGGCAGUACCUCGAGACCGAACUGCGCAGAGCUCAGGAGGAACUCGACAAGUUCACUGAUAAACUGAGGAGAAUACAGAGCAGUUAUUCAGCGUUACAGAGGAUUAAUCAGGACCUGGAGGACAAAAUCCACCGAACUUCCCAACAUCAUGAUGAUGAGAAGCGAGCACUCAGUCAUGAGAUCAUUGUCCUUAACACACACCUGAUGGAGGCAAAGAUCACCAUCGAGAAGCUUAAAGAGGACAAUGAUUUAUACAGGAAGGACUGUAACCUGGCAGCUCAGCUCCUGCAGUGUAAUCAGUCUCAGUACAGAGCUCAGCUCUCUGAGUUGCCGGCGGAUUUUCUGGAGCGUCUGAGUCUGCACCUUGAGGAUUCCUCCCCGAUCUGUCGCUCGCCAUAUUCCGACCCCAUUCCCUCCUCUGUCAUGGGGAAUGUUUUGGAGAAACCAGAGGAAGCAUCUCGUUCCCCGAGUCCUACACGUCACGAGCUCCACGAGCCUCAUGAGCACCCGGGCUUCCUGAUUGGCACACCUGUGAGCGGAGACGAGCGUCUGGGUCUGAGUUUGAGGAGCGUGGCUAAGUGUGAUGUGUACAGCAGCGACACAGCGUUGUACUGCCCAGACGAACGUCGUCGUGAACGCAGGCCCAGUGUCGACCUGCACCGCUUCCCUCAUUUUAACACAUCUGUGGGCGGAGCCUCCAGCUCCUAUUCCAGUUUCAGUGGGGGCGGGUCUGAAGAAAAAGGGGCUGAGCCUCCUUACAGCACCACCUCCUCGCCUCAACACCAUGGGAUCUACAUGGAGUGGCGAGACGGUGUUGAGUAUGAGCACAAAAGUGACGAUUCCUGGGAAAGAGAAAGUCCGAGCGCCUUCAGCGCGUCUCACGCUUACCAAAACGGCGGCUCUCCUCUCUACAGUGGUGCAAUGUCAUGCUACAGCGAGCCCUACGAGCCCCUCCCACCGUCCACCUCGCCCAGCGUCAACUAUGGUGACAGUCGGCGUGGCAGUGCGCUGGUGCCAGAAGAGGAGGAGGAGCCAGAGGAGGAGCAGGAGGUGCUGAUUGGUCGAUGGAGGCGGUUGAGCGUAGAGGACGUCAGCGCUCACUCGUUCUGCAGCGCUGGACGCGCUUCACCAUAUAGCUUCUCUGAGCAGCACUUCUCUGUCCGACCUGCCAAGAUCCGGCUUGGCCCCCUCUAUAGCAGCUUCCAGGAGGGAAGUGAUGCCUAUAGGCACCAUGGCACCACCCUGCUGGAUCCAUUCUCCAGUACUGAUCUCCGGAAUACACACUUGUACAGCACUGAGGAUGAGAACCAGGAGGUGGAGCAGCAGGUGGCUGAACUUGAGCAAGAAUAUGAGGACGAAGAGGUGGAUGUGAGUCCCAACAGCUCCAAUGAGUCACUGGAAAUCGGAUCCAUGGAAAUCGGUGCUGAGCUUCAGUCGUUUCAGCCGGACCGGAUCAGCGCCUCUCCUCAGGAAACGAGUUCUCCUCCGACUCAGGCAGCAUCACAGUACCAAACGUUCACCACUCUGGGCCUGACGAGGAAGGACAGUCUCACGAAAGCGCAGCUCUACGGGACUCUGCUCAACUGAGGACCCUGUGAGGACUCGGGUUCCUCGAACACACCGGGAACAUUAUUUAUUUAACACAGAACAAAACAUUUACUUUAUGAGGAGGGCCUCAGCUCCACUUUAUUCUGAUCUUCUGAGGACCUGACUUCACUUUAUUCAGUUCGGGCCACACGUCUGAGUGCGCUACUGAGAACCGUUAUCUGUGUGACGCAGUGUUGUUUCUACUGAUUUUAGCCGAUCAGAACGCACAAUUUUGGAGUUAUGUUAUUAA
Messenger RNA from Neoarius graeffei (lesser salmon catfish), 1999 nucleotides. RefSeq lists its product as uncharacterized. Lineage: Eukaryota; Metazoa; Chordata; Actinopteri; Siluriformes; Ariidae. The record is from RefSeq and is a predicted model, not a curated record. Bases 1 to 1749 code for a protein of 582 amino acids. The transcript is spliced from 6 exons. Gene Ontology annotation, cellular component: synapse.